CCUGUCCUCGUGUGUGCGUUGAGUUUUUCCACCUGCAUGCAGCCGCUGAGGACGGAGUCCAGAGCAGACGGCGCCGGGCACACUCCGUUUGCAUUUAGCAGCUCAGACUCGCCUUUCGUCUCAUUUCGCGGCCGAGCUCCGAGGCAAGCAUGGGUUACAGGACGGUGGUGAUGUACAUGGAGAUCGGCUGCUUCGUGGUCUGCGUGUCUGGAUGGAUCCUCGUCUGCUCCACGAUGCCCACAGAGAUCUGGACGUGGUCCGAAGUGGACAGCAUAGUCCUGACGACGUCAAACUACUUCUCCAACCUGUGGAAAGACUGUAUAUCUGAUUCAACCGGUGUCUCUGACUGCAAGGGGAUUCCAUCAAUGCUUGCGCUGAACUGGGACAUUCACAUGUGCCGGGCUCUCAUCAUCAUCUGUAUCAUCCUUUCUUUCUUCGGAUCAAUUUUGGUCUUAGUGGGAAUGAAGUGCACUAAGAUUGGGGGGUCUGAGAUUGCUAAUGCAAGAGUGACCUUUGCUGGAGGGAUGAACUACCUCAUAGGAGGCAUGUGUGCUAUGGUUGCUUUCUCCUAUUACGGAAACAAAAUCAGAGCUGAAUUUCAAGACCCCAACUUCAGAGCUCAGAAGUUUGAAAUAGGCGUUGGCGUCUUUGUCGGCUGGGGGGGCUCCACCUUACUGGUGGUUGGAGGCCUUAUUUACAGUAUCUUUGCAGGGAGGGAAGGAUUCCACUCAAGCUCAAAGAAGUACUAUCCCCGCCGGCUCCCCGAUGCCUACACGGCUGUUUCAGCAAAAAAGAGCGUUGUGUCUUUGGCUCGCACAGAGACCAACAAGAGCAGAAUAUCGAGGAUCACCAGCGGCAGCCGGGCCAGCGGCAUCUCUGUAAUCACCAACACCACCAGGACGACAGCUUCUAAAGGAUACGUGUGAAUCAUCUUCAAAGCUGGAAAGGAGUUUUUUUUCCUGUGUUUGAGCGAUUUUAGUGUCAUCAGGUCCAUACUGGAGUUUUAAUACUUGCCUCUGCAAAAGACUUUCUGACUUGCUGUGGCAUGAGUUACAGUGCUUAUCCAUAUAAUAUAUAUAUCAUUUAUCAAUAUCAUGCAAAGUAUAAUUCACAGAAAUUCUACUACUUCAAACUACUUCUGAGAGCUGAGUGCCACAAGUUGAAAUGUCCUUGUAAUGUGCCUUUUUUCAAAUGUAUGUGAAGGCUUUUGUGUAUUUUUUGUCUUUGCUGUAUAGAAAUUAAAAUACAUUAUUUACAAAUUAUGACAAGAAUGUAUAUGAUUUGUCCAUCAAAUCAGAUUUAUUAAUCGUGUGCGACAGCAGUUGAGCAUAGAUUGUGCAAAAACAAUAUGAUGGGAACUAAUGCAUGAACUAACUUUUAGGUGAGAAUGUACUAUCAAUCCUUAAGAAUGUCAGUGUUUUGUGCUGUCAGAAAAUGUGUCCAGUUACCCGGAGGCCAGUAACUUCGUGUACUGAAACUUAACAGCCUGUUCUUGUCACUGAGACCAAGGAGGCCUCUUCCUUUCACAAUGCUGCUGAAUUGUCUGUGAAUGUUCAACUUAUUAAAAAAAGCUGGGUUCUUUUUUUUCUACCCAAAUGCUGGGUUGCAUCUUUACUGUUCUCUUUUUCUGGGUUAUUUUGAAUUCAGCAACCUAGCUGCUGGGUUAAACAUCUGCUUCGGACCUAGUGACAGCUGAUACAUGAAAAUAUGGGGAAACACAAUGUGGAAAAAUAUGUUGAAACACAACGUUGUCCUGAGCUGAGCUGUACAGCCUGAUAGUUGAGCUGACAAAGGCUGCUAGCUAGCAAAAGAAAAACGUCCGUCUAUUAAAGAAACUGUUAAAAUGUUUGAGCAUUAUAGUUUAUUGAAAGUAAUAGGCAGGAUGUAUGGUAUGUUAUCAUGAAAGCAGUGCUGGUUGGUUUUAACCUUAAGUCACAAUGGGAUUUAUUUAUUUAUUAGAUUACUACAUUUAUGCUUUAGUUACUGAGAUGGUUGUGAGUAAUAGUGUAGUGUUGCUAUUGAUUAACUUUAUUUAUACCUGCCUUUGUGUUUUAGAAAAAUAAACUUUUUUUUUUUAAUCCGA
This is a messenger RNA of Mugil cephalus (flathead mullet), 2083 nucleotides long. RefSeq names its product claudin-10 (gene cldn10c). Bases 150 to 926 code for a protein of 258 amino acids. NCBI's taxonomy places the organism in Eukaryota, Metazoa, Chordata, Actinopteri, Mugiliformes, Mugilidae. Gene Ontology annotation, biological process: bicellular tight junction assembly; cell adhesion. The transcript has 5 exons. Gene Ontology annotation, molecular function: structural molecule activity. The record is from RefSeq and is a predicted model, not a curated record. Gene Ontology annotation, cellular component: plasma membrane; bicellular tight junction.